GAUAAAGGAUUAUCUUAUGAAACCUUUAGCUUUAACUAAGGAAUGCCAAUACAUAAAGAUACAUACUAGUUGCUAUUUUUUUUAUAUAAAAAUAAAUAAAUUAGCUUAGUUUGAGGCUACUUUUUUCAGGACUUCUGGUGGGAUUGGACUGACAAGAAUUACUGGACAUAUUUCAUUGUUGCUGGUUUAGUGGUGCUUGACCAGAUGCCUUUUGCGUUCUCUUAGUUAAUGAGUGCCCCCUGGAUCUUGGACAAAUUAAAGUGUUGAAAGAGUUCCUAAACAAAGCUUUGGCCAUGCAAUGGCUGAAAUCAUGUCUGGAACUUCCCUUUUCUCCCACCCACCACUAUACAUUACUAGUACCACCACCAAGUACAGCCAUAGCCCAUCACCAGACAGACUUAAAUUCUUGAUAGAGAAAUCAAAAAGCAUCAGGCAGCUUGUACAGAUUCAUGCAUUUCUUAUUCGCCAUGGCCUGGAGAGUGACCCAGUCUUGAAUUUUAGGCUCCAACAAUCAUACUCUUCCCUUGGACACCUCAAACACUCUGUUUCUGUCUUUAAGCGUGUUCAGAAUCCAACUGUGUUCUCUUACACCGCCAUUAUCCAUAAUCAUGUGAUCAAUGAUCUCUAUGAACAAGCCUUUGUCUUAUAUAUCCAAAUGCUAACUCAAAAUAUUGAGCCUAAUGCAUUUACGUUUUCUUCCAUCCUUAAAACUUGCCCACUUGAAUCAGGGAAAGCCCUUCAUUCUCAAGCCUUAAAACUGGGGUAUGAAUCUGACACAUACGUUCGAACUGCUCUUGUGGAUGGCUAUGCAAGAGGCAGUGAUAUUGUCUCAGCUCGCAAGCUCUUUGACACUAUGCCCGAAAGGUCUUUGGUGUCUUUGACAGCAAUGAUUACUGGAUAUGCAAAGAAUGGGCAUAUCCAAGAAGCAAAAGUGUUGUUUGAUGGGAUGGAAGACAGGGAUGUUGUUUGUUGGAAUGCCAUGAUUGAUGGGUAUAGCCAACAUGGCAGGCCUAAUGAAGCUUUGGUUCUUUUUAGGCAGAUGUUACUGUCAAAAGUGAAACCUAAUGAAGUAACUGUGGUGGCAGCUCUUUCUGCUUGUGCGCAAAUGGGAGUACUGGAAUCAGGUCGGUGGAUUCAUGCUUAUGUGAAAAGUAACAGAAUUCAAGUAAAUAAACAUGUAGGUACUGCUUUCAUUGACAUGUAUAGCAAGUCUGGGAGUUUAGAGGAUGCAAGAAUGGUGUUUGAUCAGAUGAGAGAUAAGGAUGUCAUAACGUGGAAUUCGAUGAUUGUAGGAUAUGCAAUGCACGGAUUUAGCCUUGAAGCUUUACAGCUGUUCAAUGAGAUGUGUAAGUUGGGUCUCCAUCCUACUGAUAUAACAUUUAUUAGCAUUUUAAGUGCGUGUGCUAAUGCUGGAUUGGUCUCUGAAGGGUGGGAUUAUUUUCACUUAAUGGAGAAGUAUCGGAUUGAGCCAAAGAUUGAACACUAUGGUUGCAUGGUGAAUCUUCUUGGACGAGCUGGACAGCUAGAAGAAGCUUAUGAAUUUGUCAAAAGAAUGAAGAUUGAUUCUGAUCCUAUUUUAUGGGGAACAUUACUAACUGCUUGUAGGAUUCAUGGGGACAUAAGGCUUGCAGAGAAAAUUAUGGAGUUCCUAGUCGAACAGGAUCUUGCUACUUCAGGAACUUAUGUUCUGCUAUCCAAUAUAUAUGCUGCUGCUGGCAAUUGGGAUGAGGUGGCAAAGGUUAGGGCAUUGAUGAAGAGAAGCGGGGUUGACAAGGAACCUGGUUGUAGUUCCAUUGAGGUAAAUCAUAAAGUGCAUGAGUUCCUUGCGGGUGACAUGAAGCAUCCUAAAAGCAAAGAAAUCUACGGAAUGCUGGAGCAGAUGAACAAGUGGCUUGAGGCUCAUGGUCACUUGCCGCAGACUGAUAUAGUCUUGCAUAAUCUUGGGGAAGUUGAGAAGCAGCAAUCACUUGCAGUUCAUAGUGAAAGGUUAGCCAUUGCUUAUGGGCUAAUUAGUACUCAGGCAGGAACUACAAUCAAGAUUGUCAAGAAUCUACGUGUUUGUCCAGAUUGUCAUGCUGUCACCAAGCUCAUUUCAAAAAUCACAGGACGUAAAAUCAUUGUGAGGGACCGGAAUCGCUUUCAUCAUUUUGUGGAUGGUUCAUGUUCUUGUGGUGAUUUCUGGUAGAAUUAUUAGCUUAUAUUAACAAAGGGGCAGGUUUCCUGUAAAGCUCUCUUUUUUGGUUUUGUAAAUUUCUUUUGCUGUUUUGGAUGCAAAUUUCCUUUUCACCUUUUGGGAAGUAUUUGGCUUCUGUUUGUGUUGUAACAUAAUUGAAGAAUGGGAAAAAGAGGAGAACCUUUCAUCAUUCCUCUUAUUUUAAUGAAAGCGUCAAUAUGGAUACAAA
This is a messenger RNA of Lycium barbarum (goji berry), 2402 nucleotides long. Its product is annotated as pentatricopeptide repeat-containing protein ELI1, chloroplastic. The transcript is spliced from 2 exons. The coding region runs from base 299 to 2185 and encodes 628 amino acids. The record is from RefSeq and is a predicted model, not a curated record. Lineage: Eukaryota; Viridiplantae; Streptophyta; Magnoliopsida; Solanales; Solanaceae. Gene Ontology annotation, biological process: RNA modification. Gene Ontology annotation, molecular function: protein binding; zinc ion binding; RNA binding.